AUGCUUGCAUCGUCAAUCCUCUGCUACGACUGCAACAGUGCUUUCGACCCUCGAUGCGGAGCAGAAUUUGACCCGUUCAGCUUGGGUGUCGUCAACUGCUCACUGAAAGACCCUUUGGAUCACAUACCAGAUAUAGAACCCACUUUUUGUCGAUCCAUCAAGAUGGAAAUAUACGGCAAAGUUCGGGUAGUCCGUCAAUGCGGAUAUUUACCAGAAGAGAAAUCCGAAAACUCGUGCCGUCGACAAUCUGGGAACGGGGAUCUGUUUGUCACUUACUGCAGCUGCGAUACCGACCUCUGUAACUCUUCUCCUAAGCAGCAUGGCGUCUUGGGCCUUAUACUUAUGUUGGUAAUCCUGUCUAGCUUCUAG
Messenger RNA from Pectinophora gossypiella (pink bollworm), 369 nucleotides. RefSeq lists its product as uncharacterized. Bases 1 to 369 code for a protein of 122 amino acids. Gene Ontology annotation, biological process: sleep; positive regulation of voltage-gated potassium channel activity; regulation of synaptic transmission, cholinergic. The transcript is spliced from 3 exons. The record is from RefSeq and is a predicted model, not a curated record. Lineage: Eukaryota; Metazoa; Arthropoda; Insecta; Lepidoptera; Gelechiidae.